AUGACCUUGAACUGCAUGUCAUUUGGCGGAGACCUCGGGAAAAGUGCACCGCCGGACGACCUGGGUGCCAGCAGCGAACAGCGCAAACUUACCUUCACCAGUCGACACUGCGCUCAGCGUGCCCCGUUUUGGUGUCGACUGCGGUGGCGGCAACUGCCUGAGCACUUCAGGCCAGAUGUGCUCUUCUGCGAGCUCAUUUGGGGGAUUAAGGCAUUCAAAAUACGAGGUCGAUUCCUGAGAUGCGAGGGGCGCCCACGACCCGUCCCCCACCCCGACCGCCUUCAGGCCAUGCCGCGUGUGCGGCGGAUGCACGCAGUCAGCGGCGGUGGUGGCGGCGGCGUGAUCACCUCCUCCCCCCCCUAA
Mesocestoides corti is the source of this 363-nucleotide messenger RNA. The record is from the annotation of a GenBank genome assembly. NCBI's taxonomy places the organism in Eukaryota, Metazoa, Platyhelminthes, Cestoda, Cyclophyllidea, Mesocestoididae.